AGCUUCCAGGGCCUGAUGAGCCCUUCGUCUCCUUUCUGUUCCCUGUUUGGGCACUGGAGAUACGGCACGUCACAGGGCUUGUCUGCCUGUCCUUCCUCCCUUCCAUCCUUCCUCCUUCCUUCUUCCCUUCCUCUCCAAGACAAGGAAGUGGAGAAGUCACUUCCAGCAGCGGGCCCCCGGCUUGCCUUGGUCAGGGGGAGGAGGCUGGGGCUGCAGCUCGAGGCUUGGCAGAGGCGACCCGGGAGAUGGGGAGGCGGGCGCAGCGGACCCAAGGGUGGAGAAGAGGGAAGACGACGGACGCGCGUUCCCGGGCUCGUGACCGCUGGCGGCCCAGGAGCGGGAGCCCACACGGCCUCGCUGGCAGAGAUGGCAGGCGGCGGGGACGUGGGCGUCGCGGGCAGCCUCCACCUGCUGCUCCUGGUGGCCUGGGGGCUGAGUCGGAGUGCCACUGCCUGGACGGAGGAGAAGACUCAUCACCAACCAGCCAUUCUGAAUUCAUCUUCUCUUCGGGAAAUUGCGGAAGGCACCUAUAUUUCCGAAAUGUGGCAAAAUGACUUACAACCUUUGCUGAUAGAACGGUAUCCAGGAUCCCCUGGAAGCUAUGCUGCUCGUCAGCACAUCAUGCAGCGGAUUCAGAGACUUCAGGCUGACUGGGUCUUGGAAGUAGAUACAUUCUUGAGCAAGACACCCUAUGGGUUCCGGUCUUUUUCAAAUAUCAUCAGCACUCUUAACCCCACUGCCAAACGACACUUGGUUCUCGCCUGCCACUAUGACUCCAAAUAUUUUCCCCAUUGGGACAACCAGAUAUUUGUGGGAGCCACUGACUCAGCUGUGCCCUGUGCAAUGAUGUUGGAACUUGCUCGUGCCUUAGACAAGCAACUCCUUUCCUUGAAGAAUGUCUCAGAUUCCGAGCCAAGUCUGUCACUCCAGCUAAUUUUCUUUGAUGGGGAAGAGGCAUUCUUUCACUGGUCUCCUCAAGAUUCUCUGUAUGGGUCUCGACACUUAGCUCUGAAGAUGGCAUCAACCCCGCACCCACCUGGAGCGAGAGGCAGGAACCAACUUCAUGGCAUGGAUUUAUUGGUCUUGUUGGAUUUACUUGGAGCUCCAAAUCCAACAUUUCCCAAUUUUUUCCCAAACACUGCCCGAUGGUUUAAUAGACUUCAGGCAAUUGAACAUGAACUCCAUGAACUGGGUUUGCUCAAGGAUCAUUCUUUGGAGAGGAAGUAUUUCCAGAAUUUUGGUUCUGGAGGUAUUAUUCAAGAUGACCAUAUUCCAUUUUUAAGAAAAGGUGUUCCAAUUCUGCAUCUGAUACCAUCUCCUUUCCCUGAAGUCUGGCACACCAUGGAUGACAAUGAAGAAAAUCUGGAUGAGUCGACCAUUGACAAUCUAAACAAAAUCAUACAAGUGUUUGUGUUGGAAUAUCUUCAUUUGUAAUAUUUUGAUUUAGUUCAUUGUAAUUGCCUCUAUAUCAAAUUCAAAAGUCAAAACAUCAUUUAAAAUAAUCUGAUCUGUAAGUGUCUUUGAAUAUGUGAUCAAUGAGUCAUAGAAUUAUAUAUUUUCAAUUGCUCAUUAAUUUUUAUCUAGAGAUAAAAAGGGAACAUGUAAAGAAAACAAAACAAAUAUCUUUUGAAAACUCAUUUAGAUAAAGACUACAAAAUGAAACCAGAUUCACUUAUUCAAUACCAUAGACUUUCAAACAGUACUAAAUAUGAUGAUGGUGUGCAAUAUAUAGCCUUAGUUUUAUGAUUUUUUUCAUACUUGGGAAUCUAUUAUACAAUACAAAAUGGAGAUGUGCUUUGAAGGCUUUCAGCCUUCUUUGAGAAAUCUUCAUAGGGUUAAUUUUAAGGAAAUUAAAAUCAGAAUUAAAUGCCAUGUUGUGAAUUUCUUUUCAUAUACAUAUGUAUAGAUGAAAAAGUAUUUAAUGCCUAGUCCAAGUUUUAGUUUUACAACUUUAGCAUUUUAUUGUGAAAACAGUUUAGUAAAUAAAAAAAUCAUUAAAAAAUG
Molecule: messenger RNA, 2004 nt
Organism: Heterocephalus glaber (naked mole-rat)
Lineage: Eukaryota; Metazoa; Chordata; Mammalia; Rodentia; Bathyergidae
Gene: Qpct
Product: glutaminyl-peptide cyclotransferase
Molecular function (GO): zinc ion binding; glutaminyl-peptide cyclotransferase activity
Source: RefSeq, a predicted model, not a curated record